Molecule: messenger RNA, 1038 nt
Organism: Fomitiporia mediterranea MF3/22
Lineage: Eukaryota; Fungi; Basidiomycota; Agaricomycetes; Hymenochaetales; Hymenochaetaceae
Product: farnesyltransferase
Exons: 5
Coding region: 1-1011 (336 amino acids)
Biological process (GO): protein geranylgeranylation; protein farnesylation
Cellular component (GO): cytoplasm; protein farnesyltransferase complex; CAAX-protein geranylgeranyltransferase complex
Molecular function (GO): CAAX-protein geranylgeranyltransferase activity; protein farnesyltransferase activity
Source: RefSeq, a predicted model, not a curated record
AUGUCCGCACUGUACAGAGACCGUCAAGAAUGGGCGGACAUUACACCUAUCAGCCAACAUGAACCAGACGAGAAUCCUAUUGCACCUAUAUUCUACUCGGAAACCUACAAAGAUGCCACAGACUAUUUCCGCGGAGUCGUCAGAGCACAGGAGAUGAGCGAACGUGUGCUUACCCUAACGGAGAGUAUCAUCCGUAUGAAUCCGGCACACUACUCAGCAUGGCAGUAUCGAUACGGGACACUUAUCGCAAUCAAUGCACCCCUUGAUGAUGAGCUUGAGCUCAUGGAUGAACUUGCGGAAAAAUAUCUUAAGAAUUAUCAAGUCUGGCAUCAUCGACGUUUGCUCCUUCAGCGUGGCGCGCUGACUAAAACUCCGGCUGCUGAGCUCGCUUUCAUUGCACGAGGACUCUCACAUGAUGCGAAGAACUACCAUACAUGGUCUUAUCGUCAAUGGGUUUUGGCUUAUUUUAACCAAGACAAAUUGUGGGGAGGCGAAUUACGCUACAUCGAGAAUAUGCUGGAGGAUGACGUGCGGAAUAACUCUGCUUGGCAUCACCGAUUCUUCGUCGUCUUUUCCAGCGGUGUUAGAAAAGGAGAAGAAGAUAGAGAAGAGGUAGUGCGUCGAGAGCUGACAUUCACGAAGGAUAAGAUUGCACUAGCACCGAAUAAUGCUUCGGCGUGGAACUAUCUACGUGGUGUCCUGGAGCAUUCCGGAACACCAUUUUCAUUGUUGACUGGAUUUGUUCUUCCUUAUACCGUUUCUGUGCAAUCGUCAGAUGGAAGAGAAGAUGAAAAGAUCCUCGAUCUGGAGAAUCCUAGACCGUCACCUGGGGCUGAUUUGCCCUGUCCUGCUGCAAUCGAGUUUCUCGCCGACAUCUACGAAGCCUCUGGGGGCGAAGAAAUAUCAAAGGCGAUUGAGCUCUGGAAAUCACUAGCGAAUGACCAUGACACUAUUCGGAAGAAAUACUGGGAACAUCGUAUCCUCGAAGUGCCGGUAUCUAGCUACAGUUGACCCUAUUACUGUACCAGUCAAUAAAUU